AUGUCAAGAUUUUUCAAAUCAGCAGUGGGUAAAGUAUCCUUAGCUUUGGGUGCAGCCGCUGGAGGUACCAUUAUCUAUUUAGAUUUUAUCCAACCUAAGAAACCAGCCCAAAUUGCUACAUCCUACAAACCAUUAAAGAAAGAUUACCCAGCCCCACCAACUCGUGAAGAGUUGGUAUCUAGGUUAACACCAGAGAAGAAGUUUGAUGUGUUAAUCAUUGGUGGUGGUGCCGUUGGAUCUGGGUGUGCUGUUGACGCAGCCACUCGUGGUUUGAAUGUAUGUUUAUUGGAAAAGACCGAUUUUGGUUCUGGUACAUCUUCUAAAUCAACCAAGAUGGCUCAUGGUGGAGUUAGAUACUUGGAAAAGGCCAUUUUCCAAUUAUCAAAAGCCCAAUUGGAUUUAGUCAUUGAAGCUUUAAACGAAAGAGGUAACAUGUUGAGAACCGCUCCUCAUUUAUGUUCGGUUUUGCCAAUCAUGAUUCCAGUUUAUACUUACUGGCAAGUUCCUUAUUUCUUUGCUGGUUGUAAAAUGUAUGAUUGGUUUGCUGGUAAACAAAAUUUGAGAAAUUCCACCAUUUUCAGUAAAGAACAAGCUGCUGCUAUUGCUCCAAUGAUGGAUGUAUCUAACUUAAAAGCUGCAUGUGUUUACCAUGAUGGUUCAUUUAAUGACACGAGAAUGAAUGCUACCUUGGCCAUCACUGCUAUUGAAAAUGGUGCUACUGUAUUGAAUUAUUUCAAUGUUGAUCAAUUAUUGAAAGAUGACAAGGGUAAAUUGUAUGGUGUUAAAGCCACUGAUUUGGAAACCCAGAAACAAUACGAUUUGAAAGCUACUUCAAUCAUCAAUGCUACUGGACCUUUUGCUGACAAUAUUUUGGAAAUGGAUGAAGAUCCUCAAGGGUUACCACCAAAGACUAAACAAAAGCCAAGAAUGGUUGUUCCAUCCAGUGGAGUUCACAUUGUUUUACCCGAAUACUACUGUCCACAAAAUAUUGGUUUAUUAGAUCCAUCAACUUCAGAUGGAAGAGUCAUGUUCUUCUUGCCAUGGCAAGGAAAAGUUUUGGCAGGUACUACUGAUACUCCAGUUAAAUAUGUUCCAGAAAACCCAAUUCCAACUGAAGAAGAUAUUCAAGAUAUUAUCAAUGAAAUGCAAAAAUACUUGGUUUUCCCUAUUGAUAGAACUGACGUGUUAUCGGCAUGGUCCGGUAUUAGGCCUUUGGUUAGAGACCCAAGAACUGUGCCUAAGGGACAAGAAGAUUCCGGCUCAACUGAAGGUUUGGUCAGAUCGCACUUGUUGUUGGAAUCAGAUUCGGGUUUAGUCACUAUUUCUGGAGGUAAAUGGACCACUUAUAGAGAAAUGGCCCAAGAAACUAUUGAUUACGUAGUUAACCAUUUUGAUUUUGCUGGCAAGAACCUUAAACCAUGUCAAACUAAUCAAUUGAUUUUGAUUGGUGGUGAUGAUUACUCCAAAAACUAUUCGGCCAGAUUAAUUCACGAAUACAAGAUUCCAUUGAAAUUGGCCAAGCAUUUAUCGCACAACUAUGGAUCUCGUUCAGCUAUGAUUUUGGACUUGUAUGCUGCCAGUGAUUACAACAAGUUGCCAAUCACUUUAGCUGCCAACAAGGAAUUCAUUCCAAGUUUAGUAGAAGCCUCACCAGAAAACCAAUUAAGUUACCAAUCAUUUGAUGAACCAUUCACCAUUGCUGAAUUGAUCUAUUCUUUGAAAUACGAGUACCCAAGAACUCCCGUCGAUUUCCUUGCUAGAAGAACUAGAUUAGCAUUCUUGAAUGCCAGAGAAGCUCUUUCUGCCGUUGAUGGAGUUGUUGAAAUCAUGAGUCAAGAAUUGAAAUGGGACGAUGACACCAAGGAGAAGAUGAGAAAGGAUGCCGUCAAGUAUAUCGGUAAUAUGGGUAUUUCACCAAAGAAGUUUGACGUUGAAGAAUUUACUGUCCAAUAA
This is a messenger RNA of Lodderomyces margitis, 1953 nucleotides long. It is a transcript of the gene GUT2, whose product is annotated as glycerol-3-phosphate dehydrogenase. Lineage: Eukaryota; Fungi; Ascomycota; Pichiomycetes; Serinales; Debaryomycetaceae. Bases 1 to 1953 code for a protein of 650 amino acids. The transcript has a single exon. Gene Ontology annotation, biological process: glycerol-3-phosphate metabolic process. The record is from RefSeq and is a predicted model, not a curated record. Gene Ontology annotation, cellular component: mitochondrion; glycerol-3-phosphate dehydrogenase (FAD) complex. Gene Ontology annotation, molecular function: glycerol-3-phosphate dehydrogenase (quinone) activity.